Messenger RNA from Nylanderia fulva, 749 nucleotides. RefSeq lists its product as uncharacterized. NCBI's taxonomy places the organism in Eukaryota, Metazoa, Arthropoda, Insecta, Hymenoptera, Formicidae. The record is from RefSeq and is a predicted model, not a curated record.
UGUUUAAAAUUGCAAAAUCCUGAGGAAACCACUUCAAGUGUAGUGAUUCCUGUAUUGCAAUAUAAUUAUUAAUUAUCUAAAAUUCAAUCGAAUAAAAAAGAUUGUUCCUCGUAUUUUUUAAAUCCUUUCCUGCAAUCUCAUUUCCUCUUGUUCUAUUUGAAAUUACUUCAUUUUCACUUACGAUUGGAUAGACAUGGCAUAUGCAGUCGUAACAUUCAAUAACAAUGAAGUUUCCGAAGUACCAUCCAAUUGGCUUGAAACAAAUGACGAUGAACCAUCAUGUUGGUGGCCAACAAAUUAUAAAAACAUUAGUACGCUAAUAGCAAAAAAAUCUGAACCAGAUAAAAAGUCGUGGGAUAAUUUGCCUGUGACCAUCGAAAAAUAUUGCACGUCUCUUGAAAAGGCUCGAAAGGUCGCGGAGGAUGCAAAUUAUAUAACUACUGAUGAUGACCAACUCGGAAAAGGGUACAGAAGAGUCAUACCAAAUAGACGAAUAUCGAGCUCCUCAUCCGAUGAUGUCGAAAAUGAAAAUCAAUCUAAAACUUCGAAGUGGAUAAAAAAGCCACGAGACCUGCGUCGAAACAUAUUAUCAGACCUGCCACCGAUUCCAAACAGCUUUGGCGAGAUAUCAAAAUCUGCAAAUUUUCAAAAUUCACACGACGUCGUAGAGGCAAGAGGAUCAAAAAAGCUCACAAAGUCACAUAUCAUAAGUAAGAGUCUGAAUAGUUGACUUAUAAUUUUAAGACAAU